Molecule: messenger RNA, 781 nt
Organism: Raphanus sativus (radish)
Lineage: Eukaryota; Viridiplantae; Streptophyta; Magnoliopsida; Brassicales; Brassicaceae
Product: 50S ribosomal protein L12-3, chloroplastic
Exons: 1
Coding region: 61-639 (192 amino acids)
Biological process (GO): translation
Cellular component (GO): ribosome
Molecular function (GO): structural constituent of ribosome
Source: RefSeq, a predicted model, not a curated record
CUUCUCGUGCUAACACAUACAGAGUAGAGUCACUCACAACACAAGCCGAAGAGCGAAAAAAUGGCAGCAACAACUCUUUCCAUCGCAACCACAAUCCGCUCCUCCUCCUCUCACCUCACUCCCGCUUCUCCCCAUGUCUUCCCUUCCCGACCCAACCCAACCGCAUUUCCCUUUCGCCUCGGUUCAUCCUCCUCCACACUGACCCACCGCGCAACCCACCUCCGUCCCGUCGCCGCCGUGGAAGCCCCGGAGAAAAUCGAGAAGAUCGGAUCCGAAAUCUCGUCUCUCACUCUCGAAGAAGCCCGCGUCCUCGUCGACUACCUCCAGGACAAGUUCGGCGUCUCGCCUCUCUCCUUGGCUCCCGCUGCGGCGGCUGUCGCUGCUCCGGGAGACGGCGGCGGUGCUGCGGCUGCGGUGGAGGAGCAGACCGAGUUCGACGUGGUGAUCAACGAAGUCCCGAGCAAUGCGCGUAUCGCGGUGAUCAAAGCGGUGAGGGCGUUGACUAGCUUGGCGUUGAAGGAAGCGAAGGAGCUCAUCGAAGGGUUGCCGAAGAAGUUCAAGGAAGGUGUGACCAAGGAUGAGGCUGAAGAGGCCAAGAAGCAGCUUGAAGAAGCUGGCGCUAAGGUCUCCAUUGCUUAAAGUGGGUUUUUCUUUCUUUCUUUCUUGAAGGUUGUGUCUGAUUUGUUCCUUGUUGUGUUGUUUUAGCAUAUAGUUUGUGUCUGAGAUUACUAUUAUUGGUUAAGCUCCGAGAAAAUAUUAUAAUGUGAAUCAAUUUGCGUCA